AUGAACAAACAAUUGUGUGAGGUAGAGUCUCUUUGCCUUGGUGAAAUAAGGAAAGGAAAUUCAGAAGUAGUGGAAAUGUAUUUUGGGCCUUAUAUCUCUUACAAUCCAUCUACAGAGAACAGCGCCUUUAUAAAAGCAUAUAUGCUUCUUUACCAUCUGUCUACAGGGACAAAGAAGAGGUUUUACACCACCAUUGAAACAGUGACGCCAACAGAGCUUGAGAAUCCAAGCAUCAAGCUUGUCAUCGAAGUGGAUAUGUGUAUGAACAUCGGUGCUGUUGAGCGAUUGAAGAAUGCUGUUGAAAGAAAUACCAUAAAAGAGUUUGAUCGGUUCUUGAGGGACAUUCUUGAGAGCCAGAUGAAGAUAAUGGAGUUUUCAGAGAGCUCCAAUGAAUCCAGCCUGGGGAUUCAAAGCCAAGAAGACAAGAAAGCCAUUGAAGAUGCAAUAUUCAUUGGAAGAAAUUCAUCUGCCAACUUUUAG
Molecule: messenger RNA, 480 nt
Organism: Encephalitozoon romaleae SJ-2008
Lineage: Eukaryota; Fungi; Microsporidia; Unikaryonidae
Exons: 1
Coding region: 1-480 (159 amino acids)
Source: RefSeq, a predicted model, not a curated record